GAGAUAAGGAACGGACCAGUGGGGAGUGUCGGACACAGCUCGCAUUAAGACUCGGUCACAAAGCAGAAGGACAUCGAACAUUAACUCUGAGUGUGUUGUCUCAGCCGCCACCACUGGAGCUCCUGCACUUCAGCUCUGAGCUGGGAAUAUCUCUCCUGUGACGAGAUGGAUAUGUUGAAAGAAUUAAGAAGUAAGCUCUUCCUCCUCUUCAUUAGCACCUUCGUCUUCCUCUGCAUCGUCAAUCUGAGACUACCCAGGAUUCACAGGUCUCUCCCGAACCCACGCAGUGGUCACAAAACUUGUCCUUUUCAUGUCUCUGGUCAGACCAUCACCCCCCUCAACAACACCAAGCACCUACUGGUGUCGGCCUUCAUGGAUCAGAGGGGGAAGGGCUUUGAUAUACGCAUCAUUGGCAUCUUCAGGAGAGACUCCAUCCAACCCCUUCACUGUCGCUUCUGCUGUGCGGGUUUCUUGUCGAUCACAACUCCAGCAAACAUUUUACAACACACAGACCACUUUGGAUUUGCCUUCGCCACUACGGAUGUCAUGUGUCCGAUUCCUGAAAACUGCAACGCUACACAUGUCACUCUUCUCACUCAGCCAGAGAGUGGGAUUGCACCCAAACAGAUUUGGCUCCCCAUAAGAAACAGAAAGACCAACGUGGACGAGGAGGAAAAGUUGCAGUUUAACUUCACAGUCUGCAUCUCCAACCUGUUUGCAGACUACAACAACGUGCUUCAGUUCGCCCAGACCCUGGAGAUGUACAGGUUGCUUGGUGUGGACAGAGUGGUGAUCUAUAACACCAGCUGUGGCCCAGAACUCGAGCGUCUGUUGCAGAUCUACAGCCAGGACGGCUUCGUGGAGAUGGUUCCUUGGCCCAUCCACCAUCAUCUGAAUCCAUCUAAAGGCUGGCUGUUCUCGGAGCAUGGAGGGGACUUGCACUACUUUGGCCAGUUAACCACGCUCAAUGAGUGCAUUUACAGAUCCAUGGAGCGUUCACGCUACGUCCUGCUGAAUGACAUUGAUGAGAUUGUAAUGCCGUACCAACACAACAACCUGAUGUCUCUGAUGAACAUGCUCCAACAGCAGCAUCCAAAUACGGGGGUGUUCCUCAUUGAGAACCAUAUUUUCCCCAAAAAUCACUUUGAGCCAAGUGGGAGGUUUCACCUGCCGCAAUGGAACGGGGUGCCAGGAGUUAAUAUUCUGGAGCACAUCUACAGGGAGGAGCCCAAAAGUAUAUACCAUCCAUACAAGAUGAUAGUUCAGCCAAGGUUGGUGGAGCAGACUUCAGUGCACGGGGCGAUCAAGCUUAUGGGAAAAAGCUUCGAGGUUCCCCCAGGGGUCUGUCGGCUCAUUCACGUCCGCGUAGCUCUGCAGGGGGAGCUGACGGUGGAGCAGCUCAAUGUGGACAAACGGCUGUGGGACUUCCAAGAACAACUGGUUCUCAACGUGGACAAGGCGCUGAAGAGAGCAGGACUGCUGAACUCGGAGGGGCAGGGCUGAUGGAUGGAAUUUUUGCUUUUGUCUCUGGGGGAAACAUGCUUUUGCUUAUCAAAAUUGUAAAUGUAUUUCAUAGACACAGAGUUUUUCUCGUCUUAAUGCUGUCCUCAAAGGAUUUAAGGGAUCACCAAAGUUUAUCCUCAUGGGGAGUAACUGCUGUAAAUAAUGAAAGUCAGUCAUCAGAUUCAACACUGUACAAGUUUCUGGACGACAGGAUAAAUAAGGUAGAAGUGCUGAAGCAUCAUUAAGUUUAUUUUAUUAUCUCUUAUCUGUGUUUGUUUGUCUGCCUGCUGUUUAGCAGGAUUAUACAAAAACCACAGGACAGAUUAGCACUAAACAUGAAGGAUGUGAUAUUGGUCAGGAAACAACCCAACAUUGUGAGAUAGGGCAGUUUUGUAAUGUAUCUGAACUGCCAACAUACAAGACAAGGUUGCCAAAACACUUAGAUUAUGCACAAACACACAUGCAUACACACAUAAACUGUAUAUAUACAUAUAAACAGUACAUACAUACACACAUAUCAAUACUUUCAUGUUUGCAAAUGCAAAAUAUCAGGCUCUGGCCAUUUUUUAUCAUGUCUCAGAUGUAAGUGAGUCUGAGUGUGAAAAAUGUUUGGGUUCUUCAUCAGACCAGCAGCAGCAGCAGCGGCGGCGGCAGCGGGAAAUGUGAAUGAAUAACAAUAGCACAAUGAUUUCUGUUCCCUUUUAGUCAAUUGUUAACUUCUUGUUUUGCGGCUGCAUUGUUUCCAGGGACAGGUGGAAAUGAUAUUGGCUCAGUGCUCUACAGAAACAAACCGUUAAAACAGCUGACAAGGAUCUUCAGGGAAAUGACCUGGUGUGUUAAGUGUCUGAUCUUAGAGAUAACAUGAAGUCUUCACAAAAGAUAAUCUGAAAACUACUCAGGUUUCAAUAUUUUACCAGGUCAGAGUCAAUAUCACUUUUAAGCAUUUUUUCAACUUUUGAGCCUGAUCGAUGUCGGGUCAAAUUCUGAUAGUACUUAAUAGUAAUUACUGCUGUAAUAACUGUCAUUUAUUUAUUUAUUUUGCUCAUAAUUUAUUCAUACCCAUUUUACCACAGUUAUAUUUAGUCAUGUCUAACCCUAACCCUAAUUUUGCAUCUUGUCUUUUGUGUCUUACUCUCUGUGA
This is a messenger RNA of Paralichthys olivaceus (Japanese flounder), 2644 nucleotides long. The record is from RefSeq and is a predicted model, not a curated record. NCBI's taxonomy places the organism in Eukaryota, Metazoa, Chordata, Actinopteri, Pleuronectiformes, Paralichthyidae.